UACGACCUUGCAAUCAGCUGUGCAUCAGCUGCACUGCCCGCUCUGUUAUAUCAGAGCCAACAACGUGGGUUGCGAACUGAAUUAUCGCGAAUUGUUGAAUUAAAAGCGUGCUUGUUUUUCCCCAAACUGGAGAACCAUGCAGAACUGCAGGCGCUGCAUCCGCCUGUUGGGCGUUGUGCGGCAGCCCCACACACACUGCCUGCGUCCGAGCCUGUCGGUUGCUUCCGAUUUCCGUCGCCUGCACCGGUCGACCCUUCAGUUCUCGCGGAAAAGGCCGGAGACGAAUGUGUCGGCGCUGUUUAAGCCGGUGCAAGUGCAGGCCAACGCCAACGACUCCGAGGACGUGGGCUCCGAGCUGGUGGGCAAGCUGGAGAAGGCCGAGCUGCUGAAGAUCCUUAACAAGUUCACGCAGCGCCGCGAAAUCAAGUCGCUUUGCAGCGAAAACGGACUGGACGCCUACUUACAGCAGCAGGCCUUCGGCUCGUUCCGGCGAUACUGCAUCGAGGCGGAGAACCUUCCUGUGGACCUGCACAUAACGUUCAGCGACAUUACGCAAGGAGCGGGCCACAUCGACGACAUCUUUCCCUACUUCCUGCGCCAUGCAAAGACCGUGUUUCCUCAUCUGGACUGCAUGGACGACCUGAAGAAGAUCUCCGACCUGCGGCAGCCGGCCAACUGGUACACCAAUGCCCGCGCCAUCACCAGGAAGAUCGUGUUCCACGCGGGGCCCACGAACUCCGGAAAGACCUACCACGCGAUGGAGAGGUACCUGAGUGCCAAGUCCGGCGUAUACUGCGGCCCCCUGAAGCUCCUCGCCACGGAGGUGUACAACAAGGCCAAUGAGCGCGGUACUCCCUGCGACUUGGUGACCGGCGAGGAGCGCAAAUUUGGCAUCAGCGAAAGCUCGCCGGCCAACCAUGUCGCGUGCACUGUGGAAAUGACGUCGGUCAACACUCCAUAUGAGGUGGCUGUGAUCGAUGAAAUUCAGCAGAUCCGCGACCCCCAGCGCGGUUGGGCCUGGACGCGGGCCUUCCUGGGCCUGAUUGCCGAUGAGGUGCACGUUUGUGGUGAGCCUGGUUCGCUGGAUCUCUUGCAGAAGAUAUGCGAGACCACCGGCGAAACGGUUGAGGUGCGGCACUACGAUCGUCUGACGGAGCUAACUGUCGAAAGCACUGCCCUGGGCUCAUUGGACAAUGUGGUGCCCGGCGAUUGCAUCGUCUGCUUCAGCAAACAUGAUAUAUAUACGGUUUCGCGGGAAAUCGAGGCACGAGGAAAGGAGGUAGCCGUAAUAUAUGGAGGCCUGCCUCCUGGUACCAAGCUCGCCCAAGCCGCCAAGUUCAAUGAUCCCGCCAAUAGCUGCAAGGUAAUGGUGGCGACGGACGCCAUCGGCAUGGGCUUGAAUCUGAGCAUUCGGCGAAUCAUUUUCUAUUCCCUGAUCAAGCCGACGAUGAACGAGAAAGGAGAGCGCGAGAUCGACACAAUAUCGGUUUCGUCGGCCCUUCAGAUAGCCGGCAGAGCGGGCCGUUUUCGCACUCAGUGGGAGCACGGCUUUGUGACUGCCUUCAAGUCCGAGGACUUGCAGACCCUGCAGCGUAUAUUGGCCCAGACGCCGGAGCCGUUGAAGCAGGCGGGACUGCACCCCACGGCCGACCAAAUUGAGCUCUACGCCUACCACCUGCCCAGCUCGUCGUUGAGCAACCUAAUGGACAUAUUCGUGAACCUGUGCACAGUCGACGAUUCCCUGUACUUUAUGUGCAACAUUGAGGACUUCAAAUUCCUGGCCGAGAUGAUACAACAUGUCCCACUGCCUCUGCGAGCCCGCUACGUUUUCUGUUGCGCCCCCAUCAAUCGCAAAAUGCCCUUUGUUUGCUCCAUGUUCUUGAAGGUGGCCAGACAGUACAGCCGCAACGAGCCCAUUACCUUUGAGUUCAUAAAAAAUAACUGCGGCUGGCCGUUUAAGCUGCCGAAGACCAUCUUGGACUUGGUCCAUCUGGAGGCCGUCUUUGACGUAAUGGACCUGUAUCUCUGGCUCAGCUACCGGUUCAUGGACCUCUUCCCCGAGGCGGCAAACGUGCGUGAGGCCCAGAAGGAACUGGACGAGAUCAUACAGCAGGGCGUCUUCCAAAUCACUCGCUUGCUGAAGAACACCGAGGCCAGUCAGGACGGAGAGAUUUCGAGCUACGCCAUGCGCCGAGUGACCCACGUCAAGGAGCCUCGCCUUCCCAGCUCGACGCGGGGACGUCUCACCGAACGGUUGCUGGCGCAAGGCCUCCUCACUCCCGGAAUGCUCAGUGAGCUGCGCAAGGAAUGGGAUGCCCAGCAAGUCGGCAGUGCGAGCAGCACAGCGAAGGAGAACCAGGAGUCGGCUGUGGAUAGUGACGACGAGGACAACUUCUCGGGAAGCGGACGCAAAUUGAGGAAAAAGCGCAGAAAGUAAACGCUAAACGUUCGGUAGGUUUAGCCGAUAGAUUAAGGAUAACUAAGGAUGUAUAUUACUGGUUUUUUAUAUAAUAUCGUUUUAUUUUAAAUGGCAAUUAAGUAAUAUUAAAAUUAUUCUUUGAUAAUCAACAAUGACAA
This is a messenger RNA of Drosophila elegans, 2577 nucleotides long. It is a transcript of the gene Suv3, whose product is annotated as ATP-dependent RNA helicase SUV3 homolog, mitochondrial. Gene Ontology annotation, cellular component: mitochondrial degradosome. The record is from RefSeq and is a predicted model, not a curated record. The transcript is spliced from 6 exons. The coding region runs from base 137 to 2437 and encodes 766 amino acids. Gene Ontology annotation, molecular function: ATP binding; RNA helicase activity; hydrolase activity, acting on acid anhydrides. Gene Ontology annotation, biological process: RNA catabolic process; mitochondrial RNA 3'-end processing. NCBI's taxonomy places the organism in Eukaryota, Metazoa, Arthropoda, Insecta, Diptera, Drosophilidae.